GCCCACGCACAGCUGUUUACAUCUCUCCAUCUCCCUCGCACGCUUUUCGCUGGGCUGUGAAUUUCUUUUUUUUUUGUGUAUUAAACAAAUUGUUUAAACAAGUUGCAAAGUUACGGCCUUAAUGGCGGUGUAAUCCAAUAUCGGUUGUAAACAACAAGUUGUGGGCGGGAAGUGUAGCAUAAACAUUUCGGGGGAUGCCAUUUGCAACAUGAAAGCGACCAAUCAGCGAGGCAACAACAACAACAUGGCGCACCUGCAACAAAAUUCUUCAUGUUGACGUCAACAAAGUGAAAUCCGAGCAAUAAAACCCGAAGAUAAAGUGCGAAAGGAAAGAAAGGAGCCACCUAAACGGAUAGCAAGGUGAAGAGGAGCCGUCAAGGAGGAGCAGGAAGAGAAGCAUCCUAUCCAGGACUUCCCACCCAACCAUGUACUCCGAGUGGGCCUCGCUGUCCGCCCAAAUCACGGCCAACAGUUGUGGCGCCCAGUGCUUCAGUGUCCUCAACAAGUUCCCCGCCUCCGCAGGACGCGAAGUGGUCGUCUCGGUGGUCAAGCAGCUGGGCACCAAUCUGGGGAUCACCCAAAAUGCGGAGCCCAGUCACCUGGUCAAGGAUGAAGAGGUAAAAUGGUGCAUGGACGUGAUCUGCUUUGGACUUUCGCUGCCGCUGCAGGAGCACGAGACAAUCAAGGACUGCGUGAACGUGUACUGCGAAUGGCUGACGGCGCUGCAUCCGCAGCCGAGGAUCAGUGUCCCCAAGCCGAUCUGCGAGGAUGCCAAUUUGUAUGCCCGCCAGAUCAUCAACCACUUCCACAAUCUGUUUGUGCCGCGACAGGGUGAAAUCUUGCCAUUUCUAUACCAAACCACGCUUGGUGCAGAUACGAUUAAGCGGCAGGCAGUGCUCUGCCAUCGGGUGCUGCGAACUCUACAACAAACUGCCCAGAUAUCGCAGCUAAUGGAUCGGCAGACGUGGGACACUCUGCUCCUCUUCCUGCUGGCCAUCAAUGAGAUCCUGCUGGCUCCACCGACCGUUAAGGACGAUGUGGGUGACCAGCUGUGUGAGCGAGUGCUCUCCGUGCUCUUCGAGGUCUGGCUUUUGGCCUGCGUGCGCAGCUUUCCCUCGCCGUCGAUGUGGAAAACGUUACAGGAAUCCUGCGCCAUGUGGCGACAUCGUGUGGCGCUUGUAGACCAAUGGAAUCGGGUGAAUCUGGCACUCACCGCUCGCCUGCUGGAAUUCAGCUAUGGUCCUGCAUUUCCCCAGCUCAAAAAUGCUGACGAGGAUGGUCAACUGAUACCCAUUGGCAUGUCCAAUGACUGCGUGGCGCAGACUUGGUACCGCUUCCUGCGGAUGAUUGGCAACCCGACGGCCCUCUGUUCACCACAUAUCAUCAGCAAAUCGUCGCACUUUGUGCAGUGGGCCUUGACCCAUGAAAAGGGCGCCGAAACGCAUCAGCAUCCGUGUCUGCAGCAGCUGCCGCAGAUAUUCCUCAAUGCCAUGAAGGGAAUCUCCAGCCAAGUGGACGCUUUUCUAGGCGUUUAUCAGCCGCCGGCGCAGCAAACGGAGGGUGUGGUGACCAACCUGCUGGAGAUCCGGCACUCCCUCAACGAGGCCACCUCUUCGACCCUGCAGCAGUUCAUCCACUCGAGCAGCUCGACAAACAUAGCGAAUCAGCACCAGAAUCAGGCCAAUCAUCAUCACCAUCACCUGCACUAUCCGCAUUUGCAUUUACAUGGCGCCGGCAGCUUUCUGCGCGACAACUUCAUGAGUAACUCGGCCAGUUCCGCUCUGAAUGCGAUAAUGGGACACCAUGGCAGUCACCACCAUCAUCAUCAUCAGCAGCAGCAGCAGCAGCAGCAUCAGCAUCAGCAGCUCCAGAUAAGUGCCUCGCCCACCAGCAGUUUGUCAACGGCUGGAGGCUCCGCCGUGGGCAGUACAAGUGCCGGAGGAAGUCACUCCGCCGGAGUCGUCGGCAGCAUCUCCUUUGGCACCACCGAUUCGACCGGACUGCCCGCCUCUGCCACGCCCACGCCGCCUCUGCAGAGGCGCUUGGCCAAGAGCUUCAGCGUUGCGCCGACCAUCACACAGCAGAAGGGCUUGAGCAAGACCUCGCUUAUUGGGCUCACCGGCGGCGGUGCACGCAACGCGAUCACCGGCAGCAGCAGCGGCAGCACCACCGCCUCCAGCGGCACCGCUGCGAGUGGCACGACCGCCACUGGAGGUGUCGCCUCCUCCGCGUCCGCCAUCGGUGGCUCGGCCGGUGGAGCGGGCAUCCCCGCCGGCGCGGGAAUACCCACGGGUGUGGGAGCGGGAGCGGGCAGCGGAUCCGCUCCUGCUGCGGCGCCCACAACUCCCACGUCCACUUCGGGUCCGCCGUCGGCCAGCAGCAGCAUCAACUCUCUGCCGCUGACUUCGAUGGGAGCGGGCGUUGAGUUGGCCGUGGCCAGGCCCAAGUGCAACAGCAUUCUCCACGUAUUCCACGAGUGGCUCUUCGAGGCGGCGCACAUCGGAGGCGACACUUGGCGCCAGAACCGCAAGAAGCAAGCAUGCGAGGCCAGUAAGCGGCCAUCGUCGAUGAUCAUGGAGCACCGCAAAGGAUCGAUUUCCCUGUCGCAGCCGAACUCGCUGAACGAUCCACAGUCGCUGCCGCCCACUUUAACCAUUGACAAGUAUGAAUCCGGAAGGGCGGAGGCCAUUGGAACGCUGUGCAAAAUCUUCUGUGCGAAGAAGACGGGCGAGGAGAUCCUUCCCGUCUAUCUGGCGCGAUUCUACAUGGCACUGCAGCAGUGCCUGAAGAUCACGGAGUCGCGGGAGUGCGACGAAACGCUGGCCAGCAUCCUGCUGCACUCAAGUGACCUUUUCCGUUUGGAUCUCGACGGGAUCAAUGUGCUGCUGCCGGGCUUCAUUGCCGCCUUGGAAAUUGUGCUGCCCGACAAGGAUCUUAAGCUGAAAACCCAGUCGAUGGUGUUCAAUCGCACCGAGCUGCGUCGAUCGGCCAUCAAUAUACUGCUAUCCAUUAUGGUGCUGCCUUUGCAUUAUCAAACGUUGCCCAUUAGGGAUUUAACCAGCGAAACGAGCGAGAAAAUGUUCACCUUCAUUCAGCUGAAGUCGCGACUCAUGAACAUCCUGAUGAACGCACUGCAGGUGGAAACGGAUGCCCAAAACACACACAUGCUGCUGGGUGGUUUGCUCCUCUGCGUCCAGGAUGCCGUCACCUUUGAGGAAACGGAACUGGGCGGCGGUGGAAAUGCCAGCCUCUCGCACAAUUCCAGUGGAGUGCAGCACCACGAGACCAAUUUGCUGAGUUCCGCGUGCUCGGAGCGUUCCGCUUCGCUGGUCAGCGCUGGCACAGCCAGCUUGGGCGGCCAGACGACGGCCACCAUGGGAGCGGGAUCGGGCUCCAUUCGCGACACCGCCUCCGCCCACGACUACCCCAGCCUGACCAUUUCCGAUGACAUGUCAUUCGAGUUCGGCCAGGAGCUGGAGGGCGUGACCACCUAUGAUAAUGCCCAUGCCUUAUUUGUGCGUGCGACGUAUUUGGUUUGUCAUCGACUGAUUUCGUCGUGGAAGACGGAUCUUAAUGUUUCGCUGGCCGCCUUGGAAUUGCUUUCUGGUUUGGCCAGGCUACAUAUCCGGGAAACAGACACCUUAGUGAAAAUAUACGAAGCUAGUCAGAAUCUAACGAUAAUCUCCUCAGACGCUCUAGAGUGCAAGCGGGCCGUCAAGUGGAUCUGUGACUAUAUCUGCUACCAGUGCUCCCGACCGCCGCCGGCGCACAGCAAGGACCUGCACAGCACCAUUGUGGCGGCAUUCCAGUGCACCGCCGCCUGGCUGAUGCAGCAUCCGUAUCUCCUGCAGGACAAGGAUUGCCUGCAAACGGUGCUCGAGGUGGUGGAGCUGGGAAUUUCCGGAACCAAGAGCCAGAGCAAGGGCACCGACAUCCCCAAGUUCAAGGACGAAAAGGAACUGAAGCCGGCUUCCAUGCGAGUGCGAGAUGCUGCCGAGAAUCUCCUGACGAUUAUCCUCGAGCAGGUGGGCUACUUCCCCAGUGAAUGUGGUCCCGAAUCCAUUUCCUCGCUGCUGGACGAACUCGCCCUCAUGAAGCACUGCAAUUCCAUGGUUCCGGCAGCGGCGGCCAGCAGCGAGCAGGCGAUUGCCAAGUUCAAGUACUUUGUCACCGAGAACUCGACCAUAUUGGCGCUGCUGGAGGAGCCACUCGGCAAUGACCAGGAUCCACAGCCAACGGUGACUUUACUUAUACGCGGUCCCUUUGGACGACAUGCGUGGACCAUGCAGCUGCGUCAUCUUCCCCGCAGCAAAUCCGGCAUCAAGUACCAUGCCGUGAAUCCCGGAAGACCCAUACCCAUGAACGAUGUUACCCAGCGACCGGACUGCGAGCAGAAGCACUUUCCCGACGGCGUGGACAAGGUUCAGCCCUGCGUGGCCGACUAUUCCAUACCGACAAUCGAGCAGAUGCGCGAGCAAUAUGGCACCGCUAGUAUUAGGGAGCUGGAAUCGAUGCUGGAGAACCAGAGCAUCCACGAGAAGCUCGCCUGGGCGGAGGCGGACACCAGUGCGGAUAGCCUGUCGCAUGCGCAGGAAUGCGUGCCGCCUGCCGUUUGCCAUGAGUUCCAUGCGGCGCGUCUGUUCCUCUCGCACUUCGGCUUCCUUGGCUUCGAGACGCGCAAUCCACACAAUCCCGCCGAGGCGCUGGGCAAUCCCCCGCAGCGACCGCUCAUCGUGCUGGACACCAAGUCGACGGCCUUCGCCGCCGAUCUGGAUCGACUGGACAAGCUGAGUGCCAGGACGCACGACACCGUCUAUGUGUUCUAUGUGAAGUCUGGCCAAACGAGUGCCCAUCAGAUCAUCGGGAACAUGGGUGAGGAGCAGUCGGCCAGUCAUGAUCCGCAUUUCGCCACCAUGCUGCAAACACUUGGUUGGCCCGUUCAGGUGGCAGAGCACUCCGGCUGGACGGGAUUCGCGCACAACUCGUGGUCGCUGAAGGGAACGCCCGAGGAGCCGCUGAAGUCCACGGCCAGCGAGCUCAACUACAAUGGCUCGCAGCGGGUGCUCUACUGGGCGGAUGUCUCCUCGGAGAUCGCCUUCGUGGUGCCGACGACGUGGAAUCUCCGCCACAACAGCGACACCAGCGAUGGUGGCAGCAUCUCCAGCACGGAUCAGAUUGGCUCCAGCAAUGUUUGGUCGCGCGGAGAGGCGGAGAGUUCGUCUGGCUUGGCGAAAUCCAAGUCGAGGAAUCUUAGCCUGGAACUGGACACAAAUCGCAGGGAUGCUAAGGAGCCAGUGCCGCCGACGCGGCGAAAAGGAAACGUGACGAAGCCCACUUUGUUGGCUCAAGCGCCUGCGAAGAUCUUCCUGGUUUGGCUGGAGAGCUACGAGGAUUACCUCAACUUUCCGCUGGAGGAUUUGCUGGCCUACACGCGAACCGGCGAGGAGCUGCACACGCUGCAACUGCCGCGUGCCUCCGACUGUCACGUGAUCUUCGUGCACUCGCUGCUCUCCGGAUUGCUGAGGGUGAAGCUGCAGGGUCCGCCGGGCAGGAUGAGCUUCGCCACGCCGCUGGUCGAUGGCAUGGUCUUGAGCAGGCGGGUGGUCGGCAAUCUGGUGCGACAGACGGCAUUAAACAUAUCUCGCCGAAGGCGACUGGACAAUGAUAACUAUCAACCACCGCAUGUGCGACGACGACUCAAGGUGCAGGACAUUGUCCAGAAGUACAAAAUGGAUCUGAGCGAGGCCGAGCUGCUGGCCCAUCUGUUUCAGCGUGCAAUUUAGCCGGCUAAUUCGUGCGAAAGUAUUACUAUUAACCCGAUACCUAGGAUAAGUGCCAGCGCGAGUGGUUGGUUCCAAUUGUCCAAUUCCCUGUCUGUAUUAACGUGUGCUUAACUAAAAUGGAAACCCACAAACUGAUUCGUAAUCGGUGUCCACUGAGUGUUACCCGGAACAUAAUCGUAUGCUAAUUAUUAUUUUUUGCUAAUAAAUCGAAUUAUACUUUGUAAAAGUAUUUGUAAUAUUAUAA
Molecule: messenger RNA, 6027 nt
Organism: Drosophila ficusphila
Lineage: Eukaryota; Metazoa; Arthropoda; Insecta; Diptera; Drosophilidae
Product: ral GTPase-activating protein subunit beta
Exons: 16
Coding region: 426-5783 (1785 amino acids)
Biological process (GO): regulation of small GTPase mediated signal transduction; activation of GTPase activity
Molecular function (GO): GTPase activator activity
Source: RefSeq, a predicted model, not a curated record